CAGAGUGAUUAAAAAUCAACAGAAAAGGCCCACUAAAAUCAGAACUGAAUGCAGAAAGUGAAGAACUUUCAAUGCUAGACGGCAAGAAGGUUGGAUAUGAGAAAGGUCAUUGGGUAAAACGAACCCGACUUCCGGCUUCUUUCGAAUGGUGCAUGCAGCAUGCUUCCGUGCGCUCAUGCUCACUUUGUUCCUCAGUCCUCGCAAGGACUGCGACCUGCUCCAGGCUUAAUCCUAUUUUGCAUGUGAGGAAACAAACAUGUUCAGGGUUUUGGAGGAGAAUCGCUCCAACUGCAGCAGAAGAGCAGGCUGAGGAAUCAGAUCAGCAAAUCCAUCCACGUGGCAGAGGGACCUGGGAGGGCCAGGCAUCAGGUUACCAGGCAGCACUGAGACAGCCAGUAUAAAAGCCCUGACCAGCUGUCCUAGAACACCAGCUAUCAACCCUGUCGCGCGCGCUUUGAAUUUCUCGCGUUUGAAAACCGUCAGACACAGAACACCAGGCAGCCUCAAACAGAGAAUCACCAGGUUCCAGGACCAGAGAAAGGCCAGAUGUGGUGUCUGGAACAGCUCUUAAAGAACCGAGACGGGUUUCUCCCAGGGCGAGCUCGUCGCACCAAAUCGCAGUCGUCCGCUGCGAGCGUGAACGUGCUCACUCCUGACCGCAUCCCGGAGUUCUGCAUACCACCGAGGCUGGAGUCUAGCACCGCCGGGGCUGCGCUGCGCGAUGCCUGGGCUGCAGACGAAGAGACAGACGACCACGCGGGUCGCACCGACUGGGACCCGCGCUCCCAGGCCGCGCUCUCGCUGCUGCACCUGCCCCGCGCACGCACCGCCUACGGCUUCUGCGCGUUGCUCGAGAGCCCGCACACGCGCCGAAAGGAGUCGCUCUUCCUCGGCCACCCAGAUGCCCGAGUCCUCGUGCCCGGACUUCGCCACCGCUCACACACCUACGGAAGUCCGCGCCGAGUCCCGGACUCUCCGCGCUCCUUGCCGCGCAACCCAAAUGCCACCGUGGUCCCGUCACCUACUCCUAAGUCUCGCAGACGCCGCUUCCUGCGCGCCCCUGAUGGGCUGCUGAGUCGCGCGCUGAGGAUCCCUCGAGGUCGGACCGGCGCGUGCUCCUCGUCCUCCCGCUACAAGCACGAGCGCGCCGCUCCCUGCACGUCCCCGGUCCCUGUAAGCCCACGCCCCGAGCUCCUGCAAGCCGAAGCCAGCGUGGCCCUGGGCCACGGGGACUGCACGCUGCGCCUGGCCGCCGAGUACUGUCCGCGCAGCGCAUGUCUCCGUCUCCGCCUGCUGCGUGCCGAGGGUCCGGCUGCCGCGCUCGGACCCAGCACCCUGGGCUGUCGCCUCAGCCUGGUGCUAAGGCAGUCGGGCCAGCAGCGUGCCAGCGUUCUCCGCCGUAGCCGCAAGGCCUCCCUGGACCAGGACUGCUGCUUCGACCGGCUCUCGGAGGAGCAGCUGCGCCGCUUGUCAGUUCGCAUCAAGGCCGAGAGCAAGGGCCGCGGAUUGGAGCGUGGACGGCCACUGGGCCAGGGCGAGCUGCUGCUGGGCUCGCUGCUGCUGCUCUGAGCCCAGAUUCCGUGAGGUCGUGGACACAGAAGGUCGUUUGGCCUUGAGAUGCACACACUCUUGGCCAUGGAACACUUGCAGACAGUUUUGACUCUUAGUCCUGGAACACUCACAGCCUCUUGGCUUUUGAACCCUGAAGGUCACUUGGCUUUGAGACACUCCCAACUCUUGGAUCCUGAGAGUCGCCUUAUCCUGGCACAUUACUCACAGCCUUUUGGCUCUUGGACACUGACAGCAGUUUGUACAAAAUAAACACGUCUUCAUUUUUCUAAUCAGGACUUUGUUUCAUAAUCCUGGCAGAGAUGAUCCCGGAUUAUUAUCACAGUAACAGUUUUAACUUCUUUUUGUGUGGACAAACACCUUGAAAUUUCCGUUGAGUGACGGGGUAGUAUUGAGCAUUGUUUCCCACUGUAGACAGUGAUUAUAUGUCAUGUGUAUCAUAUACUCGAACUGGAAGAUAGUUUAUGUCAUGCAGUAUUAGGCCAGUCUCAUAUUAAAAGCUCGUGCAUUCCAUGGUUA
This is a messenger RNA of Mesocricetus auratus (golden hamster), 2088 nucleotides long. It is a transcript of the gene C2cd4a, whose product is annotated as C2 calcium dependent domain containing 4A. The transcript has 2 exons. The record is from RefSeq and is a predicted model, not a curated record. Bases 547 to 1569 code for a protein of 340 amino acids. NCBI's taxonomy places the organism in Eukaryota, Metazoa, Chordata, Mammalia, Rodentia, Cricetidae.